Messenger RNA from Nicotiana tabacum (common tobacco), 2326 nucleotides. NCBI's taxonomy places the organism in Eukaryota, Viridiplantae, Streptophyta, Magnoliopsida, Solanales, Solanaceae. The record is from RefSeq and is a predicted model, not a curated record.
CCAAAAAAAAGAAAGGGAAGCUCAAAAGAGAGCGUUUUUUCCUCAAAAACAUGUGCCGCCAUUGAUACACAGAGAUGUAACAUCGGACAGAUCAAAGCUCCUUUUUUACUUUACGUUGUUAGAACAAAACAGAAAAUACCCGCCAUGUCCCCAUCCCUGUCUUCUUACCCCACGCGCCUCGCCAUCCUCACGCUCCUCUCCGCCACCACAGUCUACUUCUUCUACAAAUCCCGCCGUCAUCUCUUCAAACGCCUCAUAUCCUUAAACCCUAACCCUAAAACCCCUAAAGGCAAACUCUUUUUCAUAUCCCAAACUGGCACUUCUAAAACCCUAGCAAAAAAUCUUCACAGUUUAUUAAACCUCAAUGGGUUUGACUUUGACCUCGUUGACCCAAAAGAUUACGAGCCUGAGGAUUUGCACAAAGAAAGCUUUGUAUUAAUUAUAGCUUCCACUUGGGAAAACGGGAAACCCCCUUCAAAUGCUGGGUUUUUUAUUGAUUGGUUAAAUGAGAGUGUUGAUGAUUUUAGGGUUGGUUCUUUAUUGCUUAGUAAGUGUAAAUUUGCAAUCUUUGGAGUUGGUAGUGGUUCUUAUGGUGAAACAUUUAAUGCCGUGGCGCGUGAUUUUUCGAAGAAAUUGAGGCAACUUGGUGGGGUUGAGGUUUUAGAGGUGGGUGAGGGUGAUGUGGAUGAAGGUAAUUUGGAUGAGGUGUUUGGUAAGUGGAGCAAGAGGGUUGUUGGGGUUUGGAGUAAUUUAGGGCAAAAUGGAGGGUAUAUGGUGAAUGGAGUUGGUGAUGGUAAUGAAGAUGAAGUUGUGAGUGAGGGCGAUGAUGAUGAUGAUGAUGAUGAUGAUGAUGAUGAAUUCGAAGAAAAUGACGAGGGGUCAGAAAUUCUUGAUCUUGAGGAUAUUGCGGGUAAAGGGCCUUCGAGAAAGAAAGGAGUUGGAGAUAAAUUAGUUAAUGGGAAGUUGAAUGGUGAUAUUGUGAAUGGAGAGAAAGAAAUGGUAACUCCAGUUAUUAGGGCGAGUUUGGUGAAACAGGGCUAUAAAAUAAUUGGUUCACAUAGUGGUGUGAAACUUUGUAGAUGGACAAAAUCACAACUUAGAGGGCGUGGAGGUUGCUAUAAGCACUCGUUUUAUGGCAUUGAGAGUCACAGGUGCAUGGAAGCAACUCCUAGUUUAGCAUGUGCGAACAAAUGUGUUUUUUGUUGGAGACAUCACACAAACCCUGUUGGGAAGAGCUGGAGGUGGAAGAUGGAUGACCCCAUUGAGAUUGUGGACACAGCUAUAGAUUUGCAUACCAAAAUGAUAAAACAGAUGAAAGGCGUUCCAGGUGUUAAAGCUGAGCGUUUGUCUGAGGGUCUUUCUCCUAGGCAUUGCGCCUUGUCACUGGUUGGCGAGCCUAUUAUGUAUCCAGAAAUAAAUUCACUUGUAGAUGAGCUGCACAAGAGGCGGAUUUCGACUUUUCUAGUAACUAAUGCGCAGUUCCCUGACAAGAUUAAGUUGUUGAAACCAAUCACACAGUUGUAUGUUAGCGUAGAUGCUGGUACAAAGGACAGCUUAAAAGCAAUUGACAGACCACUAUUUGGAGACUUCUGGGAGCGUUUUCUUGAUUCCUUGAAAGCUCUCAAGGAGAAGGAGCAAAGAACUGUGUAUCGUUUGACACUUGUUAAAGGGUGGAAUGCAGAAGAAGUGGAUGCAUAUUUUAACCUAUUCAGCAUCGGAAAACCUGAUUUCAUUGAAAUCAAAGGUGUCACUUACUGUGGAUCGUCGGCUACAUCAAAGUUGACAAUGGAGAAUGUCCCUUGGCACUCUGAUGUGAAGGAAUUCUCUGAGGCCUUGGCUAAAAAGAGUAAUGGAGGGUAUGAGGUUGCUUGUGAACACGUGCAUUCUUGCUGUGUUCUUCUGGCUAAAGUCGAUAAGUUUAAGAUAGACGGUCAGUGGUACACGUGGAUAGACUACGAGAAGUUCCAUGACCUGGUCGCGUCUGGAAAACCCUUUACUAGUAAGGAUUACAUGGCGCCUACACCAUCUUGGGCCGUCUAUGGAGCUGAGGAAGGCGGGUUUGAUCCAGAGCAAUUGCGUUAUAAAAAAGAGCGACACCACAAAUCAUCUCGUAAAGAAAAUGGUUCUUGAAAGUGCAAAGCAGUUUUCUUUACCUCUGAUGGCUUACAAUUUUGUUUCACAGAGUUAGAUUUUGCUUUCCUUGCAUUUCUCCUUGAAAGAGCCAGCUUGUAUUAGUGGUGGUCAUCGGUCGUUUGGUAUUUUGGGUUCAGUCUUAAAAAUGUUAUACCAAUAUCAUACCAAAAUAAAUAUGGUUCGGUUUUUCAUU